Messenger RNA from Armigeres subalbatus, 1996 nucleotides. Its product is annotated as phospholipase A1 VesT1.02-like. The record is from RefSeq and is a predicted model, not a curated record. The transcript is spliced from 8 exons. Lineage: Eukaryota; Metazoa; Arthropoda; Insecta; Diptera; Culicidae. Bases 620 to 1978 code for a protein of 452 amino acids. Gene Ontology annotation, molecular function: lipase activity. Gene Ontology annotation, biological process: lipid catabolic process.
CGUUCGUUGAUAGUGGUCGCGAUUCGCGCGCAGAUCGGGAAGGAAAUUCCUUAUAAGAUACGUUUGCUAAUUAAGCCUUUUUUCGGACAAAACAUCAACCGUUAGUUCGUCGCGGGUGUGUGUCCAGAAGUCCGAGCAACGAAAGAAAUUUAAAUUUAGGAUCGCUAAUUAAUGGGAGAGGACAUUUCUGUUGAGCUCAAUCUCCCAAAUUAGGAAGAUCGUAAUAUCAAAGAGAUACCGACUGUGGCCGUCGGGUGCAGUGAAGAGAAAGAUACUUGUUUUGUGUGUGAAAUUUCUCAUCGCGGUCCCACUGAGGACGGAACAUAAAACGCAAGAAAGGUGUGUGCGGUGAUCAAGUGCCAAAGAAAAAGAGUCAACAUCGAUCGGAAGAAGUGUUGCACGCAUCGCUCGAAGUGACGACCGAAGAGAAACAGCAAUAUCACCGAUCAUUUGCAAACACUUGAAGCUUGCUGCUUACAGCAACGGUCAACACCCACCGAGAGGAAACGGAUUCCAAACGAGUAACAGCAUCCAUUCCUCAAAUAUUUGGCCCGAAGGCAAAUCCCGGGAACUAGUUUACUGAAGAGCAUCUGGACGUUGAGCGGAUCUAAAACGAAUCAUGUCACGAAACCUGUCCCAUUGCACCGAACUGUGUAAUGCAAAUCACAGCCAUCCCCAUUGCCACCGGAGCUGCACAUUUUUCACUCGACAACGGAGAGCCACACAUGUUUGCCGUCGUCUUACGCUGACCGGCAAACUGCCGGCGAUGGUCACGGUGCUCGGUGUGCUGCUGGCCGGACUGGGGCCGGCAACGAUGGCGCCGGCCGGAGACGAAAGUCUUAGCAUAACGAAACGAUUUAAUGGAGAAUACAGUGACUACGACUAUAAAUUAGACGCCAAUCCAUACGAAAGCGCGUUUUAUAAAUAUAAUCCAGCAGAGAAGAAUAAAAGCGGAAGGCAAGAUGCAAUUUUAGAGUACUUUCCUGUACGCCCACAAGUACUGGACGAAGAUGAACUGCUGGUCAAUCGACUGAACAUGGUGGCCGGAGCGGUUGGAAACACGCUGUCGCAAAUCCUCUUCGGCACGAACGAGCUCCGAUCGGAGGUGACGUUUUGGUGUGCCAAUCGGGAUCACGCCCAUUAUAUGCAGGUGACCGUCAACGACCCGGAAGUGCACUACAAGGUGGACGUGUCGAAGCCACUGAUGAUGCUGGCCCACGGCUGGACCGAUAACGUGAACAGAAGCUGGGUAAAGGACACGGUGGCGGACUACAUCGGGAAUAUUGGCGGAAAUGUGUGCGCCGUAGACUGGAGCCGGUUGGCGCUGGUCGAAUACAAUUUGGCAGCGAAGAGCACUCCGAAGGUUGGUCGCUAUUUGGCCAAGUUUGUCAAGUUUCUGCUCAAACAGGGUCUGACGAUGGAUCAGGUGACCCUGGUUGGUCACAGCAUGGGGGCGCACAUCGUUGGCAUUGCCGGACAAUCGUUGGACGGUACGGUACCGAUGAUCAUCGGGUUGGAUCCGGCUGGACCGGCGUUCACCAAGCCGUACCUGGUGUCGGAGAACAAGCGACUGGACAAGAGCGACGGGAUGUUCGUCCAGGCCAUACACACCGAUAAGGACAUCAUUGGAACCACGAUGAACGUGGGUCACCAGGAUUUCUUCACCAAUAGUGGGGCGAGCCCACAGCCGGGAUGCGAGUUCCCGCUAGUCAAUAAUGAUAUUACCAAGUCGUAUCUGCAAUUUAUCUGCAGCCAUUUCAAAGCAGUGGAAUACUUUCGUGCCUCCCUACACAAGGGGAAUAUCUUCGAGGGCACCAACUGCAACACGUACAACAACUACAAGCGAGGUGAAUGCACCAAUAAUGCCCGCGCGGACUUCGGUCUGUUCAACAACAAACUUACCCUGGGACCGUUGUACAUCACGAUAGACAAAACCGUAUAUCCGUACGCCAAGUCGAUAGCCAGAGGAAAUAGAUGAACCUUUGCGUUGAACGUG